Styela clava is the source of this 963-nucleotide messenger RNA. The record is from RefSeq and is a predicted model, not a curated record. NCBI's taxonomy places the organism in Eukaryota, Metazoa, Chordata, Ascidiacea, Stolidobranchia, Styelidae.
AUGUCUGAAAAACUGUUUUCUUUCGAUGGUGCUUAUAGUGAUACAGAUCAAAAAGUGGAAACAAGUAUUGACGAUGGAGUGUUUAUAAUAACAGUUUCAGACAACAAAAACAAAAUUACUCAAAGAGCUGAGUAUACUCGUCUCAAAGUGCGCUUACCUCGUGUACCACCAUUUUCAUGUCCGUGUGAAAAUUGUGGAAAGAUAUUUGAAACACAUGAAAGAUUGCGUAGUCAUUACCGACAUAAUCAUGGCGAGAAGAGAUAUAAAUGCAAUGAAUGCCCUCUUCGUUUUCUUUAUCCAAGAGAUCUUAGGUCACACCAAAGAACACACACUGGUGAAAAGCCAUUUAUAUGUGAUACAUGUGGAAAACGUUUUUCUCAAAUGAGUGCAGUGACAAUUCAUAUGAAAACUCACAAAAAAGACAAGAGUGAAGAUGUAACGGUACAUCCUUGCUUGGUAUGUAAAAGACAAUACGUGAGCAAAGAUGAUAAAACAACUUCAUUUGAUAUAAAUAAUUAUGACAUGUCUUCUCUUGUUUGUCCGAAUGGAAAUUGUGCAAAAAAAUUUGCAUCAAUCAAAUCCCUGCGAAAACAUAUAAACAAUGACAUAUGCAAUAUGAGACAGUUACAAUGUUCAGAAUGUAAAAUUAAGUUUGGUACAAUGCGACUCAUGAGACAACAUAUUGUAACAGAACAUUGUAAGCACACCUAUAAAAAAAAGAUUAAAAAAUCUAAAGUGCUUGUUACUCAGGUUGCGAUUAAAACUGGUGAACAAGUGGAUGCGCAGUUUUCGAAUGCAACAAUUUCUGACAUGCAAAAACCUUAUGCUAAUUUGCAAUCUCACAGUACCUUUUUAUUGGACUCUUUCCCUUCUCAAAAUGCUAAUAAUAUGUCAGCAUUGCCAGAGUUUGGAGACAAUGUGGAGUUGGGUUCGGAAAUUGUCAUGGGAUUUGAGGAAGAUUGA